AUGGAUAAGAGAGUCUGGCAAUGGAAGCGCAGCGUCGGCUCGCAGGAGUUCCUUAUUUCCACGGCCAAAGAGCUCCUGCCGCAUUCGUUCGUCCAGGAAGCCUUUGCUGACAACGCCAUGUUCUGGGCCAAACCGAUGUCAGCAGAGAAUCUCAAGACCAUGCUCGACAACUCAUGCACUCUUGGCCUCUACAGAGUAAAAAGUGAUGGGUCGCAAACGCCUGUUGGUAUGGCACGCAUGGUCACGGACUUUGCUACGCUUGCGUAUCUAACCGAUGUCUACCUGAAGGACGACACACGCGGCCUGGGUUUGGGGAAGUGGGUCAUUCACUGCUGCAGGGAGAUCGCGCUUGACGUUCCCGAUCUGCGGUUCAUGCUGCUGUUGACGGGCUCAGAGCAGGCGCAACAAUGGUACCGGCGCGAGUGUGGGAUGGAAAGGUUUGGAGACGAGCACGCACUGGCCGCCAUGGGCGCUCGGAGGCCUGCUUUGGAGACGAGCACUCGGAGGACGAAACUGGCCGAAGCGAUUGCUGCCUCAAAACACCAAAGCACCGACGCCGCCGCGUAA
Molecule: messenger RNA, 567 nt
Organism: Macroventuria anomochaeta
Lineage: Eukaryota; Fungi; Ascomycota; Dothideomycetes; Pleosporales; Didymellaceae
Product: acetyltransferase
Exons: 1
Coding region: 1-567 (188 amino acids)
Molecular function (GO): acyltransferase activity, transferring groups other than amino-acyl groups
Source: RefSeq, a predicted model, not a curated record